Molecule: messenger RNA, 4374 nt
Organism: Anarrhichthys ocellatus (wolf-eel)
Lineage: Eukaryota; Metazoa; Chordata; Actinopteri; Perciformes; Anarhichadidae
Product: sentrin-specific protease 5-like
Exons: 10
Coding region: 546-2111 (521 amino acids)
Biological process (GO): proteolysis; protein desumoylation
Cellular component (GO): nucleus
Molecular function (GO): deSUMOylase activity
Source: RefSeq, a predicted model, not a curated record
UCUGAUUGGUCGGCCCAAGAGUGACGCAUUCCAUACGCGACUCAAUGUGCAAUGUAUUGUAUACAUGAUGCUAACUGCGCUGCAGGUUGAGAGGAUCAAACAGCUAAACAUCGUCUCUUGAAUUUAAAGUACAUUAUUCUCCAGGCAGUAGACGUGGUGGACGUUAAUGAGAGCAUAGUUCAUCCCACUCCGACGUUUCAAUGAGGCAGUAACGGAGUUGUUCAGGUUGUCAAUCACUCUGCUGAAGAAGCCACCAGAGGACAUCAGAGUAGGCUUUGAAAAUCCUUUUCCGGUGUGGGUGAGCAUCCAAUAAGUCCACAGUGGCUCAGCUGGCCACAUCUGACUUGAAGUAUCAAGGGAAUCUACAUCCUUUUCUUAAAGGGACAUUAGAGACGAUGGACCAUGGCCUGGACGAAAUAGCAAUCUGUUUCAGCUCUGCUGCACACGAGCUGUCGGACUUAGAUCUGCCUUUCCAGCGGCUGAAAAGAUACCCACAACGCUCUCAUGUGACCCUCCAUCGUCCACUCUAACAAACCUUUUCCUAGAUGCAUCGGACACAGAGCCACCGAGGCAAAGCAAAAUACCUCAAGAAAAAAAAGGGAUUCCUGUCUUCAGUCAAGGGAGUUUCUCAUCUCUCCAGGCGAGCCAAAAGACGCAUGUGUUGUAAAUUGCAGCUUUGGAUGUGGAGAAAGCGGAGGGAGAAAUUUCGUUUUGGGUUUUUCAGAGCAAAGAAAAGACCUUGUGGAAUCAGCUCUGACCCUUGCGACGGUGUAGAGACCCAAUCACAGCAAAAUAAAAGCAAAGUCCCAAUGUACCACACACCAAACCUAGAAGAUUCAGUCAGAGCAUCCGUUCUUGUGUCACCUCUCGGAUGUGAUACUGGAGAUUCAGACUCGCUCGGAGGACAGAGUUCCCCGCUGAAGCUUUGUCACUCUGUCAGUCUGUCAGAAAAGUUGAUCGCUUCCAAUUCCAUGCACAACCUGGUUAUGGACACAAAUGUUUCUGCGAGUGACAACGGUCAAAUCGUGCCCGCAGCAACGCUGCCGUCUCAGAAAACUGAAACGUAUGCACAACUCAGUGGAAUUACAGACCCUUUACAACUUUGUCACACUGUCAGACCCCCGCUGAGUACAGACAGCGAUGCGUGUGUGUUAACGGCACGUGUUAAAGAAGCGAGGACAAUGGUACCAGUUCAAAGGCUCGAGGUCGACGGCCCAUCGGGACAAUUCACAACUGUCCCUCCAGGUCAGGACCAGGCUACAGAUAGAGACACCGAUGAGAGAAUCACCAGUGAAAAGACUUCUCAAACUGAUAUCAGCACACUGAGAAAAGAAAUCCACGAAUUUCUUGAGGACUUCUACAGAAUAUAUGGAUGUUUCAUCCCAUUACACAAGAGAGACGUGUUGAGACAUCUGGAGAGGAAGCUCAACACUGAUUUCAGCGACAGGAAAAAUGUCAUCUUCUCAGAAGUUAUCAAAUACCGAACUGCCAUUGUUCAGAAGCCUGUUCCCUCCUUCCAGGUGGUCUACAAGAAACACACACUGACACUGGAUGACUUGUCAACACUGGCAGAUCAGAACUGGCUCAACGACCAGGUCAUGAACAUGUAUGGGGAAUUAAUUCUGGAAGCUGCCCACCACAAGGUCCAUUUUCUCAACAGCUUCUUCCACAGGCAGCUCAUGACUAAAGGCUAUGACGGUGUUAAGAGAUGGACAAAGCAGGUGGAUUUGUUUUCAAAGAGUUUGCUCUUGGUGCCCAUCCACCUGGAGGUUCACUGGUGUCUGGUGACAGCUGACAUUGACAAAAAGAAGAUCUGCCUUUACGACUCUCAAGGAAACGCACUCCAGAAGGUUGCAAGGAACAUUCUGAAAUACUUGAUGACCGAAGCAAAGGAGAAGAAGCACACCGAUUUUGAAAGCGGUUGGGGAGUGUCAUACGAUGAGAUAAUCCCACAGCAGACCAAUGAAAAUGACUGUGGAGUUUUUGUCUUGGAGUACUGUAGAUGCCUUGCUCUGGCAAAACCGCUGCAGUUUUCACAGCGGGACAUACCAAAAAUACGCAAGAGGAUCUACAGAGAGCUCUGUGACUGUAAGCUCCAUGAGCAGGCCUGACGCCUGUCUUUCAGUAGUGUGUAUGUAUUGCUGAUAAUAUGUUGCCGUUUCUGAUGAUGGUGGGAAAUCAGAGCAGAAGCUCUUCAACAGCCUUCCAGCACUGCGAGUGCCAUGGCCGACCCUGUAGUAGUGUCUUAUAUCAGGUGCGCUGGCCAUGCUGAAUCUUUGUAUGAUAACUGUAUUCAUAUGAUCAGUAAUUAAACAGGAAUGUUUUUAAAGAAAACUAUCUUCAUGUUCCUCUUAGACUUUGAGAGUUUACACAGCUACAGUGCACCAACAGAGCCUUCCCGAACGGACUGCCUCUCUGAGUGGAUCUCAUCUGUCGGGGUCCGUGUCUAAGUGUGUUACUUACUUUCUGAUAUCUGCUCUCCUCAUUUGCACAUUUUCUUAGUCUAGUUUUGCUUCGUGCGAUAUUUGUUUGCAUCAUAGUUUACCUGUAAGCACCAGAUGAAUAAAUAGAGGCCAUUUCUUAUUUUGUUUGUAAAGAAAGUGAAGUUGUCCCACUGGAAUCGUUUGUUUGCAGAACGGGAUUGUGAAGUUGUUAAUGAAACCAGACGAUUUGCAAACAUUUCAAGAAUUUUAUUUUAUGUUUUCAUUUACAGAUCAGGUUUUGUAUGGACUGUAAACAGAAUAGCCUUCAUCAUUUAGAUGAGGGUAAAUGGAUAUUUGUAAAUACACAUCUUCCUAGCUAUAGACAGGUAUGUUAUUCAUAUACAGUAGAUGAUAACUAUGUGAGUGAGUCCCUGAACAGUUAUAAAACAUACACGGAUCAGAAAGCAGUGCCUCAGAUAAAAAGGAAAUUUAAUGUUCAAGAAAGACUAAUUUUGUAGUUUUCAGAAUGGGAACCAGAAAAAAUGUAUAAUUAAUAAUAAAUAUGGUGCAAUAUUAUUAACUCAUAGCAUGAUUUUUCUAAUAUUUUUUAAAAAUCUACUCCAGUGUGACCCUCUACUAGACUAAGUUUAAUGCAGUUCAUCAUAUACACAUUCAGGGGCCUAAUCGUUGACGUGGAAUCCCCACACUCAAUUUCUGGUUCAUCGUCGAGACGAAUCACGAGGUAGGACACCAGCUGGAAGAAGUUCUGCCACAGGCCCAAGAGGAGGUACAGAUGGAGAUCGCUCACGUCCAUUUAGCAGUGUGUCCCUGUGUAAUCUCAGAACUGUUCACGUAGUUGAAGAAGCCUGCGUUCAUCGGGUCCGAGGCACAUUCAUACACAUCGUUCUCGCAACUGGAGGGAGACAUGGGACAGAAGGGUUGUAGAACAAAAGGAAAGGAAAAUGCACCAUGUACAACAUAAUUGUAGAGUUAGGGCCAGCUCUGGCACUGAACGGUCCCAAACAAGCUGUUAUCUGUCACAAGGGACACUGGUUCAGGCCUAGUGGUGGUCGACUAUUCUUAAAGCUAUGAAGAAAGACAAAGUCGUGGGAAAUGUAAACAUACCUGUGGUAUUGUGCUGUAAAUGUCUGAAUGUGUUGAAAAUGACAGCAUUAUUUUGGGGAUUAUUAAAGUCUUGGGAGGAGCAGAAACCAGCUCGAAAGACAUCACCUUUUCAGAUGUCUUUUUCAACAUACUAUACUAUGACUUUUUUCGACAUAUUAUACCAUAACUUUUUAAAAUUAUUUUGACAUGCUAUACUUUGACUUUUUUAUGACUUUUUCUCUACAUGGUAUACUAAUGACAUAUUUUAAACUUCGACAUAAUAUACUAUGACUUUUUUUGGACAUACAAUACUUUGUCGAAAUACUUUACGAUGAAUUUUUGCAACACAAUAUACUAUGACUUUUUCACAAACUGGUACGAGGGACAGUCUUUCCCCAUAAAGCAGUACAUAAAGCAAUUUGGAUAUCACCUAAUCACAUUACAGAAAACCAGAUUGACCACAUAAGAAUAAACCGAAAGUUCAGGCAUUCUCUUCUUGAUGUACAAGUGAAGAGGGGAGCAGACACUAGGUCACCUACUGACAGCAAAAAUACAACCCAAGCUGCAGCAAUGUAACAACUCCGGAGGCACUAGAGUCAAAUUCAAUAUCAAACUAUUCCAGGACAUAGAAACAACUAAAAUGUACCAGAUCACCUUAAAAAACAGUUUCCAAAUUUUAUUUUAUGUUUUCAUCGUACACAUCAGGUUCUGUAUGCACUGCAUGCAGAAUAGCCUUCAUCAUUUAUAUUAGGGUACAUUUAUAAAUACACAACUUCCUAGCAACAGACAGGUAUUCUAUUCAUAUCCAGUAGAUGAUAACUGUAUGCGAGUGUGUCCCUGAACAGUU